UACUUGCCUACUGUUAAAGUUUUCUUUUGUCAAAAAAAUUAAACAAAUGCGGUAUCUGACUUUUUUUCCCUUUCCCGUCGUGGAGCCCCUUGUAAUAUUCGCGCUGAAAAGGGCAGAAUGAACCGUUAAUAACGACGGCCGACGAGGUGUGUGAUUUUGUGAAUUCUCUCUGCCACUUCGAACGCUUCUUUCAAAAGCCGUUACAGGAUUCCGAACGGCCAUUUUCUGCAAUGCAUUAAACUCCAUCAAUCGGCAAUGUAAUAAGUCGUAUAUCUUAAUUAAAUCUGCUGAAUUGUUGUGGAGAUUUGGGAGAAGGUCCGAGAUGGGUUUCAUAAGCACUAUAUUGGGGGUUUUUGGCUUUGGAUUUGGGAUCACUAUAGGUCUCUUGAUCGGAUAUUUUCUGUUCAUUUACGUCCAACCCACCAAUGUCAAGGACCCUGAUAUACGACCUUUGGGAGAACAAGAUUCUGAUAGUCUUCAAAAGCUUCUCCCAGAAAUACCACAUUGGGUGAAAAAUCCGGAUUUUGACCGUCUUGAUUGGCUUAACAGAUUUAUUGAAACCAUGUGGCCAUAUUUGGACAAGGCAAUUUGCAAGACAAUAAAGCAAAUAGCAGAUCCUAUAAUAGCUGAGCAAAUUCCUAAAUUCAAAAUUGAUUCAGUUGAAUUCCAAGAACUUACACUGGGAAGCCUGCCACCUACUUUUCAAGGAAUGAAGGUUUUUUCCACUGAUGAAAAGGAACUGAUAAUGGAAGUAGCCUUGAAGUGGGCUGGUAAUCCCAACAUCCUUGUGGCGGUCAAAGCAUUUGGGUUGAAAGUCACUACUCAGGUGCUUGACCUGCAAGUAUUUGCUUUGCCACGCAUUACACUGAAGCCACUGGUUCCAAGCUUUCCAUGUUUUGCAAAAAUUCUUGUAUCACUCAUGGAGAAGCCUCACAUUGACUUUGGACUAAAAUUGCUAGGAGCUGAUGCUAUGUCCAUUCCAGGCCUAUAUACAUUUGUGCAGGAAUUGGUAAAAGAACAAGUUGGUAACAUGUACAUGUGGCCAAAAACACUCGAGGUUCAAAUAAUGGAUCCUGCACAAGCGAUGCAGAGGCCAGUUGGAAUUCUUAACGUGAAGGUUGUGAGGGCAAUGAAGCUUAAGAAGAAAGACCUUUUGGGGGCUUCAGACCCGUAUGUCAAACUUAAACUCACUAACGACAAACUUCCAUCAAAGAAAACAACUGUUAAGCACAAAAAUUUGAACCCAGAGUGGAAUGAGGAAUUCAGUCUUGUUGUUAAGGAUCCACAAUCUCAAUCUUUAGACGUAUCUGUCUAUGACUGGGAGCAGGUUGGUACACAUGACAAGAUGGGCAUAAAUAAUGUUCUUUUGAAAGAUCUUACACCAGACGAACCAAAACUUGUGACGCUUGAUCUUCUGAAAACCCUUAAUCCAGAUGACCCUCAAAAUGAGAAAUCAAGAGGGCAGAUAGUUCUUGAAGUGAUGUACAAACCGUUUUCAGAUGAGCAAAUGUCAAGCAGCGUUGAAGAUUCGUCGAAAGAGGUACAGGCAGCCCCUGAGGGAACACCAGAUGGUGGUGGCUUGCUUGUAGCCAUUGUCCAUGAAGCUCAAGACCUUGAGGGGAAGCACCACACUAAUCCGUCCGUCCGUAUGAUUUUCAAAGGAGAAGAGAAAAGAACCAAGGUUAUAAAGAAAAAUAGAGACCCGAGAUGGGAUGAGGAAUUCCAGUUCAUGCUGGACAAGCCGCCUACAAAUGACAGGAUGCAUAUUGAAGUUGUUAGUACUUCAUCAAGAAUGGGUCUGAGAUAUCCAAAGGAAUCUCUGGGAUAUGUGGACAUACCCCUGAUGGAUGUAGUUACCAACAAGAGAACUAAUGAGAGAUACCACCUUAUUGACUCCAAGAAUGGAAAGCUUCAGGUUGAGUUACAAUGGAGAACUGCAUCUUGAUGAUCAGGUGGUUUACGUACUACAAGUCUACAAGUCUGCAACAUCACUUAAUCACUUUUGUGAAUCAAUUUCAAUUCCUUUUGGAAUUUUUCGAUACGAAUAUUUGCUUGAAAUUGUAUGUUUCUUCUGUCAAGAGGAACUACAUAGGCUCAUACUUAGGAAAAAAAGGGUUUAUUCUUUGGUGAAUAUAGGAAAUGCUAACGAAAAUGAAUGUAUCUUACUCAAAAUUUUGAAAGGUAUAAUAUUCGAGCAUACAAUAAAUGAGCCCAUGUAAUAACAAUUUUAAAGUGUUGCGGUGAAUAAGUGAACACCUGUAAUAUUUAUAAUUGUUACAUGAUCAAACCUAAACUUCCAUGUUCCAAAUCAA
Cuscuta epithymum is the source of this 2312-nucleotide messenger RNA. The record is from the annotation of a GenBank genome assembly. Lineage: Eukaryota; Viridiplantae; Streptophyta; Magnoliopsida; Solanales; Convolvulaceae.